UCAAAUUAUUCACGCCUUUGGGCAUUCCAUCUGCUUUGUUGAAUAUGGCAGCACUCUCAGCUGUUUUUGACUUUUCGGCUUUUCUGUAUUUGGUUUGUUUACGCGACGCCGUCGACGGUUGUCUAUAUUUGGUUUGUUUUUAUGCAAAAUUGUACAAUUCUUGCUUUCGUCGCAUUUUCUCAAUACACACUGCCGUUUGUAUUAUAAAAGCUGAAUGCUUUUCUUUUAUCAAGAGAAUAUUCUUGGUUUAAAUAUAUUUAAAUUGUAUGCAGCUAAAAGUGAAUUGUAGUGACAAAGUACAAAAAAUGUUCGGAGUUAGUAUUUCAAUGCGAAAUAGAGCAACGCGAAGUUGUAAAGAUUAGCAUAAUAAAAAAAAAAAUUAAAAUAAAAAAAUAAAAUAUCUAAUUCUAGUUCUAAAACGAAAGUAUUUGGUGAAAAUUCUUAUUCAAGCAGGACGUGCACACAAGCAGCCAAAAACUUGAUAAACAACAUCCACAUUUGUAUUUAAAUCCAUUGGUAUCAGUGUGUAUUGUAUUUUUAAAAAUUUAGAUAUACCAAUACUUUUUAACACUGAUUGUAAAAUUUUAUCAAGUGAAUAGUAAAAGGUACUAAGGUCAAGCAGGCGGCAACAACCUUAUGCACAGAUUAACGUAUCACCCAGCACCAAUAAUCUAAUUAAUGGCGAAAUUUGUGACCGCUGUGUCAUUGCUUUCGCUGCUGAGUGCUUUGCCGCAUUUAGUAAAGGGUGUAAAUGUAUUAGCCGUACUACCAAGCGUUUGGAAGUCACAUUACCUGUUCGGUAAACGGUUACUACAACAAAUAGUAGACAUACAACCCAACUAUUCGGUGACUUUAAUUAGUCCACAUGCUCAGGAGUAUCCAGUGCAACAAAAAAUAAGGGAAAUACAUAUUGAUGAAUUGUGUGAAAAUUGGGAGGAUAUGGGUUUGCCAUUUGAUAUAGAACAAUCAAGCCAACAAACCGUUAUGGAACACUUUACGAAACUAAUGUAUGCUGGUUCAUCAAAUGUGGAUUUGUUAUUAGGCGAUGCGAAAGUGCGAAAAUUAGUACGUAGUGGCGAAAAAUUUGACCUGUUAGUGGUUGAUCUCUUUCUCAGUGACUCGCUGCUGGGCUUGGCACAUUUCUAUCAAAUACCUACUGUUGUAGUCAGCCCAAAUGGGGCAAAUACUUGGCUGAAUCAUAUGACAGGUAAUCCACAAAGUUCAGCACUUGAUCCCAGCAUGUUUCUACCCUAUUCGGAGCGCAUGGGUAUUUGGCAACGAAGCAUAAACACGCUAAUGGGUUUGUUUGAGAAGUUGACUUACAACUUUUUCUACCUUAUCUCACAAGAAGCCGUCUAUACAAAACACUUUCACGCGCUAUGCCAGCUUGCCAACACAACGUUACCACAUCACAGAGAUUUGACAAAAAAUCUAAGUCUUGUCUUAAUCAAUUCACAUCCUGUUUUACAAUACCCGCGCGCUUACUUGCCAAACAUGCUGGAGAUUGCUGGCGCUCACUUGCAUGAUCAACAGAAACAAAAUGAACUGCCAGCGCAUAUUGCCUAUUUUAUUGAGUCGGCACCAAAAGGAGUUGUGUACCUAAGUUUCGGCGCAGAUGCGCGCACAGCGGAUUUGGCAAAGGAAAAGUUAGAUAUCAUUUUGGAUAUCAUCCUGGAUAUGCAGGACUAUAACUUCAUUAUAAAAUGGGAAGAUCAAAAGUUUUAUACUGCGCUACCCAAAAAUGUAAUGAUUUCGGAUUGGUUGCCACAGGAAGCCAUUUUAGCACAUUCCAACGUUAAGUUGUUCAUAAGCGCCUGUGGACUUAUGAGUAUUAUUGAAUCCAUAAAUGGUCUCACACCAAUACUUGCCAUACCCAUUUACCCCGAACAAGAAGUAAGCGCUAGACGUUUGCAACAGCAAGGCAUUGCUCUCAUGAUCUCCUUCGAUGCAAUAACCUACGAUGCACUUUCGUCGAAUAUACAAAAAUUGGUUACGCAUCCCAACUACGUCCGGCAAGUUGCCGAAAUGCGUCGCUUGCUGAACUCUACCUACGGUUCACCGAUAGCAAGGAGUGUGCAUUAUAUUGAAUUGAUUUUAAAUAGUGCCGGCGGUGGUGAUUUCCUCAAAUCGCAUGCAAAUGAGCUGAAUUUCAUGCGCGCCGAAUUGGUGGAUGUAAUAGCCAUAAUUGUUAUGGGUUUAUUUGUGAUUAUAGCUGUGCCAUUUAUCGUUACCUGUUGUAUACUGCGACGUUCGUAUAUAAACCAAACAGCUUUACAAGCGCAAACAACUGGGGCGCAUCGUGCAACUUUAAAAGUGUUUGGCCGCACUAAUUCGAAUAGUGGCGUUGCUGCGGCAAAUGACUCGCCAGUUUUGGAUUGGCACAGACGCAGUAGUGCCAUACAGGCUGCUGGUGUCUCGAAACCACCAUCGUCACCAUCGGCGUCAUCAACUGCAUCGAGCAUCUCAACAGCAUCUUCAGUAGGGAGCUCACCGCAGAUGCGAAGAAGCGAUGCGCAUUUGGUGGAUGGCAGCUGUGGGGAUGGUGCAACGAAACGUGAAAAAUUUGCACGCCAAGCGGCUAUGAAGUCCGUAUCUCAGAAGAAUGAUUAAAGUUUGCAUUUUUAUUAUGAAGGAAAUUAUAAAGUUCAUAAACGUAUAUACGCUGUAGGCAUAGGUUUAAGGUGAGAAAAGUGAUGGAUGUGCUUUGUGCUUAUUUUUAUUUUUUGUUUUUGUAGGUACUUAAACAUUAUAUGCGAAAGUAAAGGUUGCUUUUCUUUUAAUGGUUGAGAUUUAUCGCAUUUUAUUGCUCACUUGUGUAAAGUUGUAUUCUCUUUUCUUUUGUUGAAAGCUUACUUAAUGUAGACAUACAUACAUACAAA
Ceratitis capitata (Mediterranean fruit fly) is the source of this 2879-nucleotide messenger RNA. RefSeq names its product UDP-glucuronosyltransferase (gene Ugt316A1). Gene Ontology annotation, molecular function: UDP-glycosyltransferase activity. NCBI's taxonomy places the organism in Eukaryota, Metazoa, Arthropoda, Insecta, Diptera, Tephritidae. The transcript has 5 exons. The record is from RefSeq and is a predicted model, not a curated record. The coding region runs from base 679 to 2610 and encodes 643 amino acids.